AUGCUCUUUACUCGUUACCGUAAACCAAAAAAGUUGGAAGAUGUUCCUACAAAAAAGUCAAGUUUAGCCGAUGCUUUCUUUCGUAAACUACCUUUUACCAAACGUACUAGAUCUAAAACUUCUUUGUUAUCGACUGACCUUAUAUCAAUGCCUCGUCAUUCUACUUCUUUACCAAAUAUUGUUAUUGAUAAACCUUCUCCUUCUUCUCCUCGUAUAUUGGCUAUUGGAUUGCCUUCUUCUUCGACUUCAACUUUACCUUCAACACCAACAAAAACAACAACUACAACAAAAACAACAAAUAGACAACCUGGACUUGAUCGACUUUCCAAUAUUAUCAACGACCAUUCUACCAACAGACAAAGGCAUUCCUAUACAUUUGGAAAUUCAAGAAAACAGAAAACAACAACUGAAAAUUUAUCUUUGAAAGACCUUGUAUUGGACCCAUCUCAAGAAAAAAAAUUGGAUCUCUUUUUGGCUAAACGUCAACCUCAUUCUCCUCCUGCAACUUCAACAUUAUCCACAAUAACUCCUACUCUUAUUGUACCACAACGAUCUACCAGUCAUCAACUGUUGUCACCUCCAAAAAAACUUUUGAUUCGUGCUCAUUCUACAUCAUCUUCAUCUAUUCAUCAACAAGAAGAUACCACUCAAUAUCAUCAUUCACCUUUGGAUUCUUCAACUUUACGGAAGAUGUUGGAAGCUCGGAAACAUCAUCAACAUAAUAUUAUGUUAGUUGAUGUACGUAAUCUUGUCGAUUAUCAAAAACAACGUAUCCGUGGUUCUCUCAAUGUGAAUUUGCCUUCUCUGCUCAUCAAAAGAUAUCAACGUGGAACUGUAUCAAACUUUCAUCUGGAAAACUUUAUCACUACUGCUGAAGGUCGAGAACAAUACCUCAAUCAACGACAUACCAGUACAACAUGGGUAGUUUACGACGAUGAUAUGAAUGAACAAUGCAAGUCAACUCAAGCCUGGACUCUACUCAAUGUACUAAGCAAAGCUACCAGCGAUACAAAUGACAAAGUACUCUAUUUACUUGGCGGUUUCUCUGAAUUUAUCAAUAGCACCCAUAGUCAACAAUGGAUAGAAGGAACCGGUGAUGAUAUGAUGAUGGUUUUUGUGGAUCAUGACAAUAAUUUACAUCAAAAUGACAGUAAGGGACGACCUGGCUUAUCAACAUCUACAUCUUCAGGCACACCUAGUUUGCAACAAAAACUACGCAACAAAGUAUCACCACGACGGUCUCUUAGUUAUACCAUUGGAGAUGGAUCAAAGAUACAACAACAGACAAGUUUAUUCAGUUUGGAUACUCAGGCAGCCAGGGAAAACAACGCCAACGCUCUUGCCAGACGGGCUAGUCGAAGAUCUCAACAUUUACAACAAUUACAACUGACCAAUCAACACUCAUCAGGAAUGAACAAUGGCAAAGAUUAUACCAACAAUAAAGAGGACGACGAUAUACUUGGACAAAUGACGGCUGAUAUCUCACCACGUACUGAAACUGAUUUUGAAUUUACAAUCUCUGAAAUCAUUCCUGGAUUCUUAUAUGUUGGACCUGAAAUUGAAACAACAGACCAUGCAGAUCAGUUAUUGGCUCGACCUAUCCGAAGAGUCUUGAAUAUGGCGGAGGAAUGUCACGAUCGACCUUUGCUUCAACAUCAUAACAACUUGGUCUAUAGAAAAAUCGCCGCGCGGGACACGGUGGAAAUGCGAAACAUUGAUCAUGUUAUGAUGGAAGGUGUAGGAUUCAUUGAGGAAGCCAAACGACAUCAUGAACCUAUUUAUGUGCAUUGCAAGGCAGGAAAAUCAAGAUCAGUUACUGUUAUUUUGGCAUAUUUAGUUAGUUGUGAACGAUGGACAUUGAAGCAAUCGUAUCGUCAUGUGAUCAAAGCUCGACCCAACAUGUCACCCAACAUUGGUUUUAUUGCUGAACUGAUGAAAUUGGAAAAUCAAGUCCAUGGUCGUGUUAGCAGUUUUAUGGAAACCGAUUGGCAUACAGCUUCUCUUCCUAGUCCUGGUUUUUCUCAAGAAUUGAAACAACUUGAAUUGGCUUGGCAACAUUCUCCUUCUUCUCCCUCUCGACCCCCUUCUUCUUCCCCUUCCUCCCCUGUUAUUUAGUUCCCCCCUCAUUUAUAUAAUCUCCCUCUUUUUCUUUUUUUUUUUUUGGUAACAACAGACACAUAUACAAUUCCAUAUACUUAUAUAUAUAUACAAUAAAUCUUCUGAUAUUCUACUCUUUC
This is a messenger RNA of Halteromyces radiatus, 2237 nucleotides long. RefSeq lists its product as uncharacterized. The transcript has 5 exons. NCBI's taxonomy places the organism in Eukaryota, Fungi, Mucoromycota, Mucoromycetes, Mucorales, Cunninghamellaceae. Gene Ontology annotation, cellular component: cytoplasm. Gene Ontology annotation, molecular function: protein tyrosine/threonine phosphatase activity; MAP kinase tyrosine/serine/threonine phosphatase activity. The coding region runs from base 1 to 2115 and encodes 704 amino acids. The record is from RefSeq and is a predicted model, not a curated record. Gene Ontology annotation, biological process: protein dephosphorylation; negative regulation of MAPK cascade.